AUGACGGAAUUUAUCAAAAAACUAUUAGCAGGCAGAGAGGUGCAAUAUAAACCCCUCGGCGAAGUCGCUACACUUUAUGGUGGCUUGACAGGUAAGUCUAAAGCCGAUUUUGAAAAAGGAAAUGCUAAAUAUGUUAGCUUUAAGAAUAUAUAUGAUAAUAUAGAAGUAAAGGCAAGUAUAUUAGAGAGCGUUCAGAUUGCAGAAGGAGAAAAGCAACAUCAAGUAAAAUAUGGAGAUAUUUUAUUUACAGGUUCUUCUGAAACAGCUGACGAUGUGGCUAUGUCCUCAGCUGUAACGAUUCAUUUUGAUGAAGCCGUUUAUUUGAAUAGCUUUUCUUUUGGUUUGCGUUUUAAUGAUGAUAUAGAGUUAAAGCCUGAAUUUGCUAAAUACCUCUUCCGUUCUAACGAGUUAAGAAGAGCAAUCAUAAAGACUGCCAAUGGUGUUACUCGUUUUAAUGUCUCUAAAAAGCUUUUUGCCAAAAUCAUUAUCCCCCUGCCAUCGUUGGACGUUCAGGAGGAGAUUGUCAGGGUGUUGGAUUUGUUUACAGAAUUACAAAAAGAAUUACAAAAAGAAUUACAAAAAGAAUUACAACUCCGUCGUAAGCAAUACGAGUAUUAUCGCAAUUACUUAAUUGAACAGGCAAAAAAGCGUAUCGAAACCGAAGCAGGCUGGGGCGAAAUCAAAACUUUAGAAGAAGCUUUUGAGAUGCGUAAUGGCUAUACGCCAUCAAAGAAAAAUCCAGAGUAUUGGGAAGGGGGAACGAUACCUUGGUUUAGAAUGGAGGAUAUACGCAAAAGUGGUCGUAAACUUUCGGACUCUAUUCAGCAUAUUACAGAGGCAGGAGUUAAGAAGAGUGGACUAUUUGAGGUUGGGUCAUUUAUAAUGGCUACUACAGCCACUAUAGGGGAGCAUGCUCAGCUAAUUGCUGGUUCGCUGGCGAACCAGCGAUUCACGAAUCUUAAGAUUCGUGAAUCGCUUAAAAACCGUCUAUUAGAGGGUUUUGUUUUUCACUAUCUGUUCCUGAUUGGAGAGCAGUGUCGUGCUAAUGUUAAUGUGUCAGGCUUCCCAUCUGUAGAUAUGCAGGCAUUCAAGAACUUCAUUAUCCCUAUUCCUCCACUUGAGGAGCAAGAGCGUAUUGUUGGGAUAUUGGAUAAGUUUGAGCAGUUGGUAAACGGCAUUACCGACAGCCUCCCCAAGGAGAUUGAGCUUCGCCAGAAACAAUACGAAUACUAUCGUGAACGUUUGCUGACGUUUCGUUAA
This is a messenger RNA of Globicephala melas (long-finned pilot whale), 1260 nucleotides long. Its product is annotated as type I restriction enzyme EcoR124I/EcoR124II specificity subunit-like. Lineage: Eukaryota; Metazoa; Chordata; Mammalia; Artiodactyla; Delphinidae. The record is from RefSeq and is a predicted model, not a curated record. Gene Ontology annotation, molecular function: DNA binding.